Molecule: messenger RNA, 603 nt
Organism: Pneumocystis murina B123
Lineage: Eukaryota; Fungi; Ascomycota; Pneumocystomycetes; Pneumocystales; Pneumocystaceae
Product: ubiquitin-conjugating enzyme E2-20 kDa
Exons: 7
Coding region: 24-557 (177 amino acids)
Source: RefSeq, a predicted model, not a curated record
GAAUAAAAAAUUUAAGGAGGGUUAUGGAUGCCCAGAACACAGUACCUGUAGACCAUGAUAAUUCUUUUACAAAAUUAGAUAGAUCAUCAGGAGUUGUUCCUGAUGGGCAUAGUGUAACAAAACGGCUUCAAAGUGAAUUAAUGGCAUUAAUGAUGUCAGAUAUUCCUGGUAUUUCUGCCUUUCCUGACUCGGAUUCAAAUCUUUUGCAUUGGGCUGGUACAAUUGUUGGGCCAGUAGGGACGUAUUAUGAAUCUUUAACAUUCAAAAUAUCUAUGAACUUUCCUCCAAAUUAUCCAUAUAGUGCUCCCACUAUUACAUUUAUAUCACCAAUGUGGCACCCAAAUGUAGACAUGAGUGGUAAUAUUUGUUUAGAUAUUCUUAAAGACAAAUGGUCAGCUGUUUAUAAUGUUCAAACUAUUCUUUUAAGUUUACAGAGUCUUUUGGGUGAACCAAAUAAUGCAUCACCGUUGAAUGCCCAGGCUGCAGAGCUUUGGGCUAAGGAUCCUGUGGAAUAUAAACGGCUAUUGAUGCAAAGAUAUAAAGAAAUAGAUGAUUGAUACAUGUUUUUUUGCUCUUUUUAAGAGUAAUUGGAACGAAUAAACG